GACAGGCGGGCGUUCUUUUAGGGGGUUAUGGGAGCGAUCUGGCGUCCGGGAUGGAGGCUGGUUGCUUUUUGUGGCUGGCGAUGGAGCCACCCUGGAUCCCCAACUGGGGCUGCGGAGAGAGUAGAGCCAUUCCUUAGCCUGGAGUGGAGCGGAACAGGAGGGGCUGAGAGAGGGCUGAGACGGCUGUGGACAUGGGAACGCCGGAGACCCGCCCGGGACCCAGCCGCGCAGUGGCGGCGGCGACCGAAGAGCACAAACCCUUUCACGCGGGCGCAGGAGGAGGACUGGAGGCGGCGGAACAAGACGGUGCUCACCUACGUGACCGCGGCCGCCGUGGGCAUGCUGGGGGCCUCUUACGCCGCCGUGCCCCUUUAUCGGCUCUAUUGCCAGGUAGGGGGCGGCGCGAUCGGGAGGGUCAAGACAAAAACUGGUGGAGUUCAGGAAGGUCAGGGGUACAAUCACAGAUGAUGAGAACACUGCACA
Messenger RNA from Ictidomys tridecemlineatus (thirteen-lined ground squirrel), 483 nucleotides. Lineage: Eukaryota; Metazoa; Chordata; Mammalia; Rodentia; Sciuridae. The record is from RefSeq and is a predicted model, not a curated record.